Molecule: messenger RNA, 1044 nt
Organism: Hydra vulgaris (swiftwater hydra)
Lineage: Eukaryota; Metazoa; Cnidaria; Hydrozoa; Anthoathecata; Hydridae
Product: alpha-crystallin B chain-like
Biological process (GO): response to heat; protein refolding
Cellular component (GO): nucleus; cytoplasm
Source: RefSeq, a predicted model, not a curated record
AUGAAGGAGAGUACAAACAGAUCGUUCUCGAAGUGUUUAGAAUGUCAGAAUAUUUUGUGACGUUAUUUCUAAAAAGACAUAAAUUUAAAGUUUUGUGUUGUUUAGCCAUAAAGCGCAACGUAACGACUAAAAAAGAAGUAAGAAAGCUACUUAAAAAGUGAGAAAUGUCUUUGUGGCACAUUCCUGUUCAUAAAUAUUUUGACACCGAUCCAUUCUUGGAUGACAUAAUGGAGAUAACUUUUCCUCCUUUAAGAUAUUUUCCAUUAUUUAAUGUUGGAACAAAUGCUGUUUCAAAAAAAAAGACUCCGAAAGAAAAUGGUUUUGUUGUAAAUCUUGAUGUUAAGCAUUACAAGCCAGAGGAAGUUACUCUUAAAGUAGAAGGUCAAGUUCUUGAAGUCAGUGGAAAGCAUCGUAACGAAAAUGAAAAUGGAUUUGAGUCUAGUGAGUUCCACAGAAAGUACACUAUUCCCGAUGACGUGGAUGCGACAGCCCUUACGUCAAACAUCAGUCAAGGCGGCGUUUUGCAUAUAGAAGCUCCUAAAAAGCUCCCUGCAUCUUCUGGAGAAUCAACGAAAGAGACUUUUAAAUUCUCUUUAGAUGUACAAGGCUUCAAGCCAGAAGAAAUUUCGAUUCAAGUAAAAGGUAGAGAUUUAGUCGUUCAUGGUGAAACAAAAACUGAAAACAGCGGUGAACACGGUUCAAGUUACCACCACAAGCAGUUUACCAAACACGUAGCUUUGCCAGAUGAUGUAGAUCCAUCCGAAUUAUGUUCUCGCUAUACGAAAGACUCUAAAUUAACGAUCGAAGCUCCGCGAAAGCAACUGCAAGCUCCGCUUAAACUUGAAAUCAAAAUGGAAGAAUAAAGUGGUGUCUUUUACAAUUGUUUGUAGUUGUGUUUGUAGCUAUUUGUAAAUUUUAUUUUAUUACAACUAAAUAGUAAUGUUUACGCUAAAUGUACUAUAUUUUAAAUGGCUUAUUUUGUUUUAAAUUAUAAAUUUUUGUAUUGAUAGUUUAUUUAAAAAAGAAAAAGACUUAUUUAUUAAA